AUGUCGCUUUCUGUCGUAUCAUACUCGGGACGCCGUCUCCCAGCCGAACUCUGUGAUAUCAUUCUUGAAGAGGCCAUAUGCAUCCCCAAGUUCUUCGAUGUAGACCCGAUGGAGACUUACGGUCCGUGGAAGCAUCUACAAUACUUUGACCGAGGCGCCUACUGGGCGUCGGAGCGGCUGCGCAACAACCUGCGGCGCGUUUUUGACGUUACCCAUGGAGAUGUACCGAUCGACGCGUUACCCUUCGCACUUCGCAUCUACGUUUCGGAAUGCGGAUGUCCGGCCAACUCUGGCCCCAAGCGCUUAGCGAUGCGUCUUAGUCAUCGUAGAAACUACGAUACGACAUUUAAAACAUUAUAUAGCGCAGAAAGGGGCGUUCCAGUCCCGUGGAAGCUGCGCAUCAUCGAAUUCUCUCCAUUUGUGGCGGAGAUCGGCAAAUUUUUACUCGAGAGACAUCGAGUUUAUAAUCUACAAUCGGUAAUCGGUGCGCCAGAUUACUUGAUGGCAUACAUUUACAGUCUUGGGAUCCAGCCGACAGUUAUAUGGAGACUUGCUUACCGUGGUCUCAUUUCUAUGCUCACAGGUACAUUUGUAUCUCAACUUACAACUUUGAAAUUCUCCCUCAAUGCCGGCCACCCACUACCUACCAAUCCUCCCGCUCUUCGAUAUCUCCAUGUCGUGCUCUCGAUAUUCUCUGACGCCCGAGACCUGGUAUCAUUGCUCAAAGGUAUCGGAAAACAACUUCGGGCACUAUACUGCGCCGGGGAAACACAGGGGUGGCAACUCUCUCCGACAAUCUGGGAGCUAUGUCCUUCGAUAGAGAUACUCCAAAUGUCGCCCAGUAUGUCUGAAUUUACCUCAUUUCCCUCGAGCGGGGUUCUCCCAGCCGAGCUUUGGCAGAUAAUCCUCGAGGAAGCCAUAUAUGUUCCGAUUUACUUCAACUUAAACCCGGAGACGACAUACAGAUCGACAUAUCACCCACUAUGCUUCAGUCAGCAGCAUUACUGGGCAUCAGAGCGCCUGCGAAAUACGCUACGGCGUGUUUGCCGCUCUUGGGACGCCUUUCUCAAGCGUUAUAAUCAUAGAUACGUCGAUACAGCAGACAUAAUACUCGGACUGGUGCCAGUGACCGCCCUCCCGUCUGCUUUUCGUAUCCGACUCUCAGAUGCCUUCACAAUGACGCCUGUUAUCCGCCGGCUGUCACUUGACGGCUACGAUUUGACACCUAAAAUGAUAGAUAGCACAGAAGAUGGCAUACCAACAACAUGGAAUCUACGCAUCCUCGAAUUUUCAUCUCUACCACCCGACAACGAAUUCCUAUUGGAGCAGAAUCGAGUAUACAAUCUCCAAUCCAUCAUCUGUGCACCAAUGUCCUUCUUGAAAUCUCUUUCCGACCUGCAAGUCCAGCCGACAGUCGUAUGGAACUUUGCCGACGAUUUCCCCAAUGGCCCCUCGGCACUUUCGAACUCAUUUCUUUCGAAAAUCAACACCCUCUAUCUCGAAUUGGAUACCGAAUGGUUGCCCACAAACCUUCCCGCUCUUCGAUAUCUUCACGUUGAUCUAGCAGACCUCUCUGUCGAAAGGCUGGUAGAGUGGCUGGAAAUCAUCGGAAAGCAACUCCAGGAGUUCUACUGCUCAGGGAGAAGACGAGAGAGCGAAUUACCUCGAUCAAUCUGGGAGCUUUGUCCAUCGAUGAAGAUCCACAAGGCGCCCUGGGGAAUGAUCCAGAUGCCGGCGCCGCGAGAGCAUCCCGUCCAUACCUUGCAAUUCGAGGUUGACUACCUCAUCAACGACUCGAUUCUCGUGUGUCUCGAAUGCGGUCAGGUCCACGACGUAUUAGUGUCCGUCGGUGCUUCGAUAGAAGAGCAUGCCGCGUCGGGAAUUCGCACUUUGGCAUAUUGCCAAACGUGGAGCGUACUUCGCACCCCAUCCUUCUCACACGGCGGCUUUACAUCAAACGUGAUCUGUCUCGUGAAGCAGGCCAACCGACACGGUAUACAAGUGAUGGACGCCACUUGGACCUCAUUCGAGGACCAUAUCGUUUCGGAGAUUGAGGGCUGUAGACGCGGGUGA
Serendipita indica DSM 11827 is the source of this 2073-nucleotide messenger RNA. The record is from the annotation of a GenBank genome assembly. NCBI's taxonomy places the organism in Eukaryota, Fungi, Basidiomycota, Agaricomycetes, Sebacinales, Serendipitaceae.